UUUUACGGAAACAAACCUACUCGAUACAAAACUCUAAUAAAUUGUAAAUAAAUCAACUAUAAAUAUACGAAAUGUGGCCGGUAAUAAUGGCACUUUUGCGGCGCAAUGCUGUUUACUUCACAUUGCCAGUUGCUGUAGUUGUGGGAUUUGUUGGCUACAAUCUGGAGAGUAUUAUAUCAGAUAAACAUACACCUUAUAGCCCUUCCAUACAAGAAAUGCGUGCUAAUCGCCUUACUGACGAUACAAUUAUAGAAACUGCCGCCAAUGUUGAGAAAUUGCAGUUAAAAAGUCCGGUGCUAGAGCGAAAUUUGUCUCCGUCUUUGCAGCCAAAAGCAUAAGAUCAGCUGCGAGCAUGUUGUUACCUAAGUUAUCAUCAAUGUUAAAUAAAAUCAAAUAAAAAAAAAAUGUACCGAA
Molecule: messenger RNA, 414 nt
Organism: Drosophila innubila
Lineage: Eukaryota; Metazoa; Arthropoda; Insecta; Diptera; Drosophilidae
Product: small integral membrane protein 12-A
Exons: 2
Coding region: 72-338 (88 amino acids)
Source: RefSeq, a predicted model, not a curated record